Molecule: messenger RNA, 1019 nt
Organism: Nomia melanderi (Alkali bee)
Lineage: Eukaryota; Metazoa; Arthropoda; Insecta; Hymenoptera; Halictidae
Gene: Scp1
Product: Sarcoplasmic calcium-binding protein 1
Molecular function (GO): calcium ion binding
Source: RefSeq, a predicted model, not a curated record
GCGGAGGAGCGAGCGGUCCUCUCCUGUCCUUCCCUUCGGCGGGGUACUCUAAACUUAGCCGGCCGAACUCGCGUAGUCUCGCGGCGGUCUCAGUGCGGAACCACCAUCCUCUCGAGCCACUUUCACCUCGUCACGACGCGUGCGGAUCCGCUUCUCGGCUUACGUUAGGGUAGUUAAUCGAGAGUAGCUGCUCGACGAUCCUCGUGGUUGCCACAUCGUCCUGAAGGAGAAGCUGAAAGGAGGAACAGAGGGAGAACAAGGAAGAGCAAAAGAGAAUCGAUCGGUGCAGGGUGUUCAAGGAGUACCUCGGAGGGAUGGCCUACAGCUGGGACAAUCGGGUCGAUUUCAUUACACGGACAACAAUGGCAUGGUGGAGAAACACGAUUUCGAGUGCAUGGCGCUCAAGAUGACCCUGAUCGAGGGCAAGGGGGAGUUCAGCUACAACCGGUACCAGGAGAACCUCCACAUCAUGCUGUCCUUGUGGGACGAGAUCGCAGAACUCGCUGACUUUAACAAGGACGGUAUAGUGACCAUCCAAGAGUUCAAAGACGCCGUGCAGAGGAGCUGCGUGGGACGACAAUACAGGGACUUCCCACAGGCAAUGAAGAUGUUCAUCGACAGCCACUUCAAACUGGUGGAUAUGAACGACGACGGAGUGAUCGCUGCGGACGAGUUCCGGUACAACUGCGUCACCAGGAUCCCCGUGGACAACGUGAACCUUCUGGACGAAUGUUACCAGCACUUGCUCAACGACGACGACAGGAGGCGCGGUGGCCUGACCCUGUCCCGCUACCAAGAACUGUACGCGCAAUUCCUGGGUAAUCCUGACGAGAACUGCCCCGCUGUCCACCUGUUCGGCCCCCUGCACGUGAUGGGUUGACGGGAAGCGACGUUUCCCCCGGGCGAGAAUCCCUCGUGUGCAUGUACAAAAAGACAACUCUCCUAUUUAAUAUAAUUGUUAUUUAAUAUCUGUAAGACGCCGCAAUAAAUCGCAUAUUUUAUCGUACAAGGGGACCUUA